Danio aesculapii is the source of this 5495-nucleotide messenger RNA. RefSeq names its product neuroligin 1 (gene nlgn1). The coding region runs from base 696 to 3239 and encodes 847 amino acids. Gene Ontology annotation, molecular function: neurexin family protein binding; signaling receptor activity. Gene Ontology annotation, biological process: chemical synaptic transmission; neuron cell-cell adhesion; presynaptic membrane assembly. NCBI's taxonomy places the organism in Eukaryota, Metazoa, Chordata, Actinopteri, Cypriniformes, Danionidae. The record is from RefSeq and is a predicted model, not a curated record. The transcript is spliced from 7 exons. Gene Ontology annotation, cellular component: cell surface; postsynaptic specialization membrane; synapse.
UGGAGAUAUCGGCAUUUUAUCAACCCGCGAACCCACAAUCGUGAGGAACGAGGGUUAAAAAAUCCCUCUCUGGUCUUUUACCUUCAUUGCGACACCUAAAGAACUGCACCGGGAUGUGUGUUUUUUUUUUCCUGAUGAGACGACGGAUUGUGGAUUAACAUCAAUCUUAAAACUGCAUUAGGGAAAUCAUAUGCUGUUUUACUCUGCGAAAUAGUUGGACCGAAUCAUGUCGCUGUCACAAAUGUUUCCUGCUUGAGCUUUUUCUUCGUUUGGAUUUUAUUUCCCCCCUCCUGCUGCCACCGUCAUUAGUGGAAGAAGCACUCUGGAAAUGGCAAAGAGUAUUGGAAAUAGAGCUUCAUGCAGGAUAUAGACCAACCACUGCACCGGACUUGAUUUAUCUGCGGACAACCUGCCACAAAUGCCUCCCCCACCCCUGCCCCGCACGUAGCCAGGAUGGAAAUCUACACUGUCAAUAGGAUGGGACCUGACGAAUAGCUGGCUUCCUGAUGAAGAUGUUACUUGGAUCUGUAUUUCAAUCCAUGUGGGAAUACUUGCCAUGCAAAGAGGCUUUGAGAUUUUUGACAGCUUCACUCUUGGAACGUCUGACAUCUUGGGUUUGAUUGCUUUCUUUCGUGCGAGUGGAUCUAAACUACUGCCGCUGCUGUUAGCGGGACUAGCGUGAAGAGGAUUAAACCAUGCCCUUCCAACAACCAAACCGCCUGAGCAGCAUCUGGAAGGCCAUGUGUCCGAGGCUAGGCCUCAGUGCUAGCCUGGAUCUGCCAUUCUUGUGUUGGAUAGUAGGCUUGGCCCUGCAUGCCCAGCUUGCAGCUUCGGAAAAACUGGACGAAACGGACCCCAUUGUCACUACCACUUACGGCAAAGUGCGGGGAUUCAAAAAAGAACUCAAUAAUGAGAUCUUGGGGCCUGUUAUUCAGUUCCUGGGGGUUCCCUACGCAGCACCCCCAACAGGCGAAAGGCGCUUCCAGCCACCCGAACCCCCUAUUACGUGGUCAGAAAUCCGUAACGCAACUCAGUUUGCCCCUGUUUGUCCACAAACCCUACUGGAGGGUAGGCUGCCGGACGUUAUGCUGCCGGUUUGGUUCACCAACAGUAUUGAAGUGGUCUCAUCUUACGUACAGGACCAGAGUGAGGACUGCUUAUUCUUAAACAUAUACGUGCCAACGGAGGAUGGUCCUCUUUCAAAGAAACAGAAUGAUGAUUUAGCUGAUAAUGACGGUGCUGAGGAUGAAGACAUUCGUGAAAGCGGGAGCCCAAAACCAGUGAUGGUUUUCGUUCACGGUGGAUCGUACAUGGAAGGAACGGGAAAUAUGUUCGACGGAAGCAUCUUGGCCAGUUACGGCAACGUCAUCGUCAUAACCGUCAACUAUCGGCUUGGUGUGCUCGGUUUUUUGAGCACGGGAGACCAAGCUGCCAAAGGAAACUAUGGACUUCUAGAUCUAAUCCAGGCCCUGCGCUGGACAAGUGAAAACAUUGCUUUCUUUGGGGGUGACCCUUUACGCAUUACUGUAUUUGGGUCUGGGGCCGGGGCCUCCUGUGUCAACCUGCUGACUGUUUCCCAUUAUUCUGAAGGUAACCGUUGGAGCAAUUCAACCAAAGGUCUUUUCCAAAGGGCAAUAGCCCAAAGUGGCACAGCCUUGUCCAGCUGGGCAGUCAGCUUCCAGCCGGCAAAGUAUGCCCGCAUGCUGGCCAAGAAGGUGGGGUGCAACCUCAAAGAUACAGUGGAGAUGGUUGAGUGCCUACAGAAAAAACACUACAAAGAACUAGUAGAGCAGGACAUCCAGCCUGCUCGCUACCACAUCGCCUUUGGACCUGUAAUUGAUGGUGAUGUUAUACCCGAUGACCCUCAGAUCCUCAUGGAACAAGGAGAAUUCCUCAACUAUGACAUCAUGCUGGGCGUCAACCAAGGCGAGGGACUGAAAUUUGUGGAACUCAUAGUGGACAACGAGAACGGUGUUCAGGCCAACGAUUUUGACUAUGCCGUGUCAAGUUUUGUGGAUGAUUUAUAUGGCUACCCUGAGGGGAAGGACAUUCUGCGGGAGACCAUUAAAUUUAUGUACACUGACUGGGCUGACCGCCACAACCCAGAGACUAGAAGAAAGACCUUGCUGGCACUCUUCACAGAUCAUCAGUGGGUUGCACCAGCAGUGGCCACAGCAGACCUACACUCUAGCUUUGGCUCACCUACUUAUUUUUAUGCCUUCUACCAUCACUGCCAAACAGAGCAGGUGCCACCCUGGGCUGAUGCUGCACAUGGCGAUGAGAUCCCUUAUGUGUUUGGGCUGCCCAUGAUUGGUCCAACUGAGCUUUUCCCAUGCAACUUUUCCAAAAAUGAUGUUAUGCUUAGUGCAGUCGUAAUGACCUACUGGACCAACUUUGCCAAGACUGGUGACCCCAACCAGCCAGUUCCGCAAGACACCAAGUUCAUCCACACCAAGCCUAACCGUUUUGAGGAGGUGGCCUGGACACGUUACAACCAAAAGGACCAGCUUUACUUGCACAUCGGCUUGAAGCCCCGUGUCAAGGAACAUUACCGUGCCAAUAAGGUCAACUUAUGGCUAGAGCUGGUGCCUCAUCUCCACAGCCUCAACGAGGUCAGCCAGAUAAUUUCCACCACCAAGUUGCCUCCACCUGAGGUCACUCCCCGUACACCAAAGAAGAUCCCGGUCAACACCAAGAGACCCUACCCUACGCCGUUUCCUACUGAAACGCAGGACAGCCACAACCAGAACCAGAACCAACCCUUUUUAGUUGACCAGCGGGACUACUCCACUGAACUAAGUGUCACUAUUGCUGUCGGCGCUUCAUUGCUGUUCCUCAACAUCUUGGCAUUCGCCGCACUCUACUACAAGAAGGACAAGCGAAGGCACGAGGUCCACCGACGUUGUAGCCCACAGAGGACCACAGCUAAUGAGCUGCCCCACACACAAGAAGAGGAGAUUAUGUCUCUGCAAAUGAAACACAGCGACUUGGAGCGGGAGUGCCGGGAGGCUAUGCACCCGCAUGAGGUGGUCCUGAGAACUGCCUGCCCACCCGAUUACACACUCGCCAUGCGCCGUUCGCCAGACGACAUACCUCUCAUGACCCCCAACACCAUCACUAUGAUACCCAACAGCAUGCCAGGCCUCACCUCCUUACACCCCUUCAACAGUUACUCCAGUGGACAGAAUAACACCCUGCCCCAUCCACACCCUCAUUCACACUCCACCACUAGAGUAUAGCCACAGACAUGUUCUCAAACACAAACAUACACACACACACAUACACUCCCGUAAAUGUGGAGUACAGGUGUGACAAUGGACGAGGGGGAUUGCACUGAGUCAAGGAAUAUCUUUACUCCAGGUACUCAGAGAAAACGGAAAUAACGAUGCGGAUUUUAGUUCCUCGAGAGCAAAACUAUCAUUUUUUUAUUAAAGGCGAAAAAAGACAAAAAAAGUGACAACUAUUUCUGAUGUAAUGACAAACAAACAGAGAUUUUUUACCCUUAUAUUGUGACAAAACCAGGGCCAUUUCCUGGAAACAGUUAUCAGUCUGGGAUUCUUUGAGGAAUGGUUUGAUUCAGUUACCCGGAGAGAAAACGAUGGAAGCACAGAAGAGAUGACGUGUGGGAGGCCCUUUGUAAACAAAAGGAAACAUAUUGUUUUCCCGGGGCACUGGAUUGUAGAUUACUCUCUUCAAAGCAGACGGGAGAUGUUGCUUACCUAAUUUGGGCAUGUGUUCUCCUUCUGCUGCAGAAUGCGGAAUACUAUGGGAAAAAUCCUCAAGAAUAUGCACAAUAGAGACAUUCACUGAAUGUCUUUGAAUUCUUUUUGUCAAUUUAUUUUUGGGGGAACACUUUUAUUGUAUAGGACGUAUUUACAUAUCUAGAUAUGUACACAAAGCACCCAUGCUCUUUAAGCCCUGGUUGGGGGGCGUUGAUACUGAGGAAUCUGCCUCAAGAGCGUAGCGGGGAAUUUAUUGGCUUCCUGGCAGAUACAGCUUCAUCACACAAGUGCUGUCUAUACUGAAACUGGUGGACUCAAAGGGAGGCUGGAUAUUUUUAGCACGACGCGCAUGACAAUUUAUCUGCUUGGUGGCUGUUCUGCUGAUUAAGUCAUUAUUUAAAACAAACGAAAAAUCAUUUUCUUCCCCAUUCGGAUUUGUUCAAGGAAACACUGCUCUGAUUGGCUCACGGGAGGAAUUGGAAUAUGCUGAUGAAGGGUGGACAAUGGUGGGUUCCGAAGAUGGUAACGGGAUGGGGUGGGGAUAUGCUAACUAGAUUGCAUUUGCAAAUAGCUUGAGUGAACCUGGUUAUAAGGACUAGUUUUGUACAUGUGUGUUGGUAAAACUUUUUAAUAGUGGUGAAUCACUUGUUGUUUGAGCUCCCAUGUGUGGGACGAUUAAUGUACUCUUUGAUUUGCUCAUUGGUCUCAGUUAUAAUACAUUGUUUUGUUCUUAUUUUCACCUCUUGCUAAUAGUCAAAAACACCCUACUUUAGAAAAUGUCAUAACUGUAAUGUUUGAUUCUCAUUUCUUUUUUUUCGGUGCUUUAUGAGGCAGUUCCCUACGCAGCUUUGAACAACCGAUGACCAACACAGGGAUUUAUUCUGUACAACUUGGAGAUCUGCAUUGGUCUCCUCUCACCCAGAACUUUCCCUGAAUGAUCAUCACAAGCGAAUCCCACACUGGAGACUGGAGGGCCCCUGAUGAAAGAGUGUAUUAGGAGGGCUUCUGAUGUUACGAAGCCCUUGAUCAUACCGCUUAAAGCUAGCUAUAGAAAGAAAGAAAGCAGACAGACAAAUGAGCAAGGUGGAAAAGAUAGCAAAACUUUUGUCGGUUCAUACCCAGAGCAAGUGCUCAAAGUCGGUAUCCUUAGUGCUAAAAGCCAGUUUCACCUGCAAAUCUUUCUAUAAUUGCUGAUUUUAUCCAUCCUUGAUUAUUUUACUUUUUCAAAGCCUUGUUACGCAACAUGCUACAAGCUAAUGAUCAACGCCAAUGAAUCCCAGACUAAUGACAGAAGCACCCCUGAUGAGAGAGUACAUUUUGGAGCCUUCUGAUCUUACGAGGCCAUUGAAGCCGGCAAGAGUAAGAGAAUCGCGAAGCAUUCAUGAUUCAUUUUCUCAGAGCCUUGUCACAUUGCAGACUACAUGCUAACCCUUUGUUCCUUUUCCGUGAGUUGUCACUUCAGGGUGACUCUUGAGAAUUUUUGGAGAAUAUUUUUACUUAUGGAAAAUUUGACUGAAACUUUGUCAUAAAGAUAAACAUGUUUUGCCCUCAGCAUGAUACGUAAGAUAAUAGAAAGAAGCAAUAGAUUGGUGAUUUGGUUCUCACAAACCAAGGGUCUAUUUUUUGCUUUUGUGCAAAUCCUCCUGGUCAGCAACUACCUGUUAAAAGAACACUCCGCUGCUUUUUUUUUAAAAAACAUUUUUAAAACCCAUUCUACGGUAGCCAGGAAGUGCAAAACAACAUUACAAAGUGUGAAACACUUUUACGAAGCUG